Rhinopithecus roxellana (golden snub-nosed monkey) is the source of this 773-nucleotide messenger RNA. It is a transcript of the gene GTSF1L, whose product is annotated as gametocyte specific factor 1 like. The transcript has 2 exons. The record is from RefSeq and is a predicted model, not a curated record. NCBI's taxonomy places the organism in Eukaryota, Metazoa, Chordata, Mammalia, Primates, Cercopithecidae. The coding region runs from base 321 to 689 and encodes 122 amino acids.
GGCUUGACAUCUCAGUGUAUCCCUGAGUCAAGCAGGUAUGGUUUUCCAGCUCUUGCAUCUGCUGUGUAUAGAUCUGUCUCAGGUGCCAUUUGCUAACUCUGUUCUCUGUGUAGCUGCUUUUGACAGCUCCUCAUCUCUCUACUAAUCCACCACUCAUGGUCCUAGAGAACAGAGACCAUAAAUUAAGACCUUCACCUACAGAAUCCCAAGGGCCAACACCGGGCAGAGGACAACUCCAUCCUUCUUUCAAAAGGGCUUCUCCACAAAAAGCAUUUCUGUUAGACUCUGAGCAGUGAGAUACCCUGCUUCAAGAAUUUCUCAUGGAGCCAGAAGCCUUUGAAAUUUGCCCUUACGAUCCUCACCACCGAAUCCCACUCAGCAGAUUCCAGUACCACCUGGCAUGCAGGAGAAAGAACCCCAAGAAAGCCAAAAAGAUGGCCAUCUGCAAAUACAACGCCUGCCACGUGGUCCCCAUCAAAAAGCUGGAGGAACAUGAGGCUGUUUGUGUCAACAGGAGCUCUGUGGAGGAACAGGACACCGAGAACCCUCUGAAAGUUAGUCUUCCAAGUUCAGAGCAGAACAAUGACCCCCAGCAGACUUUUGUUCCCCAAAAGCUUGUUUGUGAAAAUGACACAAAAGAGUCAGCGAGAGAGAUCAGUCCCCAGAAGAUCCUCAGACCAGGACAGUAAACAGCCAGCUGAGGAAAGAGCACACGUCUCGUAAAUGCAUGGAAGAACAUGCAAUGCAUCAGAAUAAAAGGCAUACAAAGUAAA